Molecule: messenger RNA, 7941 nt
Organism: Annulohypoxylon truncatum
Lineage: Eukaryota; Fungi; Ascomycota; Sordariomycetes; Xylariales; Hypoxylaceae
Exons: 3
Coding region: 1-7941 (2646 amino acids)
Molecular function (GO): acyltransferase activity; phosphopantetheine binding
Source: RefSeq, a predicted model, not a curated record
AUGGGGAGCUUGGGGAGCCAGCCCCAUGGGCAGGGGCCCAACAUUCUCUUUUUCGGACCUGUAAUCCCUUCUUUCAGCAACCAGUCGCUGCUAGAGCUCAGAUCAGCACUGCGAAACCAGCAAUGGGCCACUGACGUCGUAUCCGCGUUGCUUCCUGCUUGGGAUAUAAUCUCGACGAAGAUACCCUCCCUCUCCUCUGUGCCUGGGAAGCAGCUGCUCACAGAUCUUGAGACAUGGCUGCGAGAGGGGCCGCCAGAGAAGGGCGUUGGCGACUUACCCAACGUUGUGCUCGCACCCUUGACAGUCAUGACACAACUUGCGCAGUUCCAGCAAUAUACUGAAAGGCAUCCUAACUUCCAAGACAUGCUAGAGCCUGUAAGGGGAGAAGGGAGAGUUCUGCUAGUCGGAUUUUGCAUGGGACUGUUGUCAACCGCGGUUGUCGCUAAUUAUGUAGACCCGGAUAGUUGGAACCGCCACGCCAUUGCAGCAAUCCGUUUAGCGAUUCUUGUUGGUGCCGUGGUAGACGCUGCAGAUGUAGCCCAUCCUAAUGGCGCCUCGGAGUCAAUUGCGAUCUCAUGGCAAGACCCGGAGCAAAGCGAGAGGGUAAAAUAUAUCCUCGAACAAUUUCCAGACGAUGCCUGCAUGUCGGUGCGAUACGAUGAGCGACGUGUUACCGUUACCAUAUCAAAACGUGCUGCUCCGGAGCUGUUACGGGAACUGCGUGAAGAGGGAAUCACGGCUGCAUCCACGGGGUUGCGGGGGCGGUUCCACUCGAAACACCACAGCCAGAUAACAGACGAGCUAUUUCGACUAUGUGAUUCAGAACCAGGCUGGAAUUUUGUCGAUUCAUAUACUAUCCUGAGGGCGAUGUUGGUUGAUGAGUGUAACUGGUAUACGACUGUGUCGACGCUUGUAAACAGCCAGACUAACAACAUAGGACGACUGACUUCCAUUUCGUUUGGCCAAGGUCGAUGUAUACCGCCUUCUCUACAGUCGAAAUUUGAAAACCGGGUUGAGCAGUUGAUGCCUUUAGAGACCGAAGCAUCGCAUCGGCCUGCUGCUAACCUCUCAGAAUCUAACGACGGCAGAAUUCCUUCAAUUAAAAACGCCUCUCACACACUCAAUUGUAAUAUCACGGCAAAUGAUGAUGUAGAUUCCGGUGGUAUAGCUAUAGUGGGAAUGUCGAUAAAAGUCGCCGGCGCCGACGACCUCCCCGAAUUCUCGGCCAUUCUCCGCGCGGGGGAAUCGCAACAUCAAGAAGUCCCAGCUGAGCGCGUACCCUUUGGUAACUCGCCAUGGCGGCGCCCCCAAGAUAACAACGGUCGUAAGUGGUACGGAAACUUCAUCCGGGACGUCGACGCUUUCGACCAUAGGUUUUUCCGCAAGAGUCCGCGUGAAAGCGCCGCUAUGGACCCCCAGCAGAGACUAGUUCUGCAAGCCGCUUACCAGGCAGUCGAGCAGUCUGGGUAUUUUGAUCCUGCUGCUUCUAGUAGCAGAGAUAAGCACAUUGGUGUAUAUCUAGGAACUUGUGCGACUGAAUACGAGCAUAACGCGGCGUGUCAUGGGGCCGGGGCCUUUACGGUGAUGGGGCUGCUGCGGGGUUCCAUCGCGGGCCGCAUAUCGCAUUACUUCGGCUGGACUGGACCAUCGAUGACGUUCGACACAGCGUGCUCAGGAUCUGCCGUGGCAAUUCACUCGGCGGUGCAGGCUUUACGCUCUGGUGAAUGUAGUGCUGCGUUAUGUGGAGGGGUUAAUGUUAUUACGAACGAAGUCUGGUUCCAUAAUCUGGCCGGUGCUUCAUUUCUGAGCCCCACCGGACAAUGUAAGCCGUUUGAUGAAGCGGCUGACGGAUAUUGUCGUGGAGAGGGUAUCGGGUGUGUUUUCUUGAAGCCUGUGGCGGCUGCGCUUGCAGACGGGGAUCAGAUAUUCGGACGAAUUGCAGGUACCGCGGUAUAUCAAAACUCGAAUGAAACGCCGCUGUUUGUCCCUCAUGCGCCUUCUAUGUCUCGACUCUUUUGCGAUGUUAUUCGCCGAAGUCGACUCGAACCUCAAGACAUUUCUCUCGUGGAAGCUCAUGGAACAGGUACACCUGUCGGUGACCCUGCAGAAUACGAAAGCGUUCGAACUGCCUUGGGCGGAAUUAUUCGGCGCAAACCACUGCCUAUGGGGUCUGUUAAAGGACUCGUGGGACACACUGAAAGCACCUCAGGGGUGGUUUCUCUGAUUAAGGUUAUCCUUAUGAUGAAUGAAGGCUUCAUCCCGCCGCAGGCAAGCUACUCCAAGAUGAGCCAUCGCUUUAACAUCUCCGGUUCCGAUAUGAUCCAUGUGCCCACAAGCUUACUUCCUUGGGAACAAAAUAACAAGGCAGCAUUAAUUAAUAACUACGGUGCUGGUGGGUCGAUCGCCGCAAUGGUUGUGAAGCAAGCUCCAUUUCGAUCUUAUGAAAGCUCGAGCUGUUUCCCCGACAGCAUGGCAUUUCCCUUCUGGGUCGCUGGGUUCGAUGGUCGCAGCAUCGAAGAGUAUUGUGCCAAGCUCGCAGCUUUUGUCAAGAGAAACACCGAUAAUAUCUCUUUAGCUGACCUCUCCUUUAACGUGAACCGUCAGUCGAACACUACUCUGCCCCGUGCUCUGCAAUUUCGAUGUAGUAGUGUCGCUGGUCUCCUCGAGCAACUCUCUCCGGCCGUAUCAUCGAAACAUGUCCAGGUUAAAGCUUCUAGGCCUGUGAUAUUGUGCUUCGGCGGGCAAAUAUCGACAUGGGUUGGACUAGAUCGUGUUGUGUAUGAAAAUGUACCCCUGAUCCGUUACCACGUAAAUGAAUGCAACGCCAUAAUACAGUCUCUUGGUCAAAAAGGCAUUUUCCCCGAUAUUCUCUCUAAGCAGCCGAUUCCAGAUCCGAUUCAUCUGCAAACAAUGCUUUUUGCUUUGCAAUAUGCGAGCGCGAAGUGCUGGAUAGAAUGUGGAGUACGAGUCGAAGCAGUUGUAGGCCACAGUUUUGGGGAAAUUACGGCGCUGUGCGUGUCAGGCGUCUUGAAGCUCAGGGACGCUAUCAAAUUGGUUAUUGGCCGAGCCGAAGUUAUAAAAAGAAUAUGGGGUCGAGACCGUGGUGUGAUGAUAGCAGUGGAUGGUGAGUUGGAGCUUGUGGAAAGAAUCUUAGUAGAGGCGAAUCGAAAUCGACAAGGGGGCAGUCCGGCUAGCAUUGCCUGCUACAACGGCCCACAGAGUUUUACGCUUGCCGGAUCGACAUCGGCGAUGGACAGUACUCUAAAAGUACUUUCUAGUCGUCCUGAGUACGCGUUAAUGAUGAUGAAGAAGCUGAACGUUACCAAUGCCUUUCACUCUGCUCUCGUCGAGCCUCUCAUCCCGAGCCUGGAGCAAGUCGGUAGAGACCUGGAAUUCCACAGCCCUACCAUCAGAUUCGAAAGAGCGACAGAACUGCCGUCGAGUAGCGAACCUUUGGCCCCGAAAUACGUAGCUAAUCAUAUGCGCAACCCCGUAUUUUUCCACCAUGCCGUACAACGGCUAGCCAAGGACUAUCCCUCCGCAAUAUGGCUUGAAGCAGGAUCCGCUUCUAAGAUCACCUCCAUGGCCCGGCGCACGGCGAGGCCCAGUCCGAGCUCGCAUUUCCAAGCCGUGAGUAUCACUGAAGACCGGGGAAUGGAUAGUCUUACAGAUGCAACCCUUUCACUUUGGAAAGAAGGGCUACGGGUAAAUUUCUGGCCUCAGCAUGGCACAGAAGCAGCCUGUAGUCACGUACCGUUACUCUUGCCACAGUACCAAUUCGAAAAGACGCGGCACUGGCUCGAUCUCAAGGAACUAGCCCCACCAGCGCCCCGGGAGGACGUGCCACAGCGCGAAGAUCCAUCGCUUGGCCUAUGGACCUUUGUUGACUAUCAAGAUCCGAAGAAGCGGCGGGCUCUCUUUAGAAUAAAUACCGAGUCCGAGAGAUACAAGGCUUUAGUCGCAGGACAUGUCGCUGUUCAGACUGCUCCUAUCUGCCCCGCCACGUUGGAAUACAGUAUGGUAAUCGAAGCGCUUCUUACUCUUCGAGAUAGUAGCACCGUGGCGGAAGAGCAACACCUGCACCCCGUAAUCCGCGAUAUGCAUAACGACGCGCCAUUAUGCUUCAACGCUUCUCAGACAGCGUGGAUGGAGUUACAAGAAGACGAUACUCUAUCGCGUCGGCAUUGGUCGUGGAGGAUUGUGACUACCCCUGUCGGUCAUCAACCAGACAACGGCAAUGAUAACAACUCCACCAUAUGCGUACAGGGACGACUAGAGUUGCGACCACCCGAAGAAUGCGCCGAGUUCGCGCGAUAUGAGCGAUUGGUAACGCAUGAGCAGUGUAUUGCACUACUUCAUAAUAGUGCGCAAGCGGACGAUGUCAUUCAGGGGCGCAAUGUAUACCGCUCUUUAUCUGAUGUGGUUGAAUACGGAGAUAUAUACCGAGGGGUAAAUCGAGUUGUGGGCCGAGAAAAUGAAUGCGCGGGCAUCGUGCAUGACCCAACUGCUCAUACUGAUGAAGCGGAGAAGAAUUGGCUGGAUGAUAUACCUGUUACUGAUUCAUUCAGCCAGGUAGCAGGCGUAUGGGUCAACUGCAUGACAGACCGGGAACCGAAUGGCAGCGAUGUCUUCUUGGCUACGGGGUGCGAGACACUCAUGCGCAGGCCUGGACUUACGCGAAGCGAUAGACGAUGUCAGCCCGGAAAGAUAUGGCACGUCUGGGCGAGGCACCAUCGUGAGUCAGAUAGAACUUAUCUGACAGACGUUUUCGUGUUCGACGCGACAGACGGUCGGUUAAGUGAAGUAAUACUAGGGAUUAGAUAUACUCGUAUCCCUAGAUUAUCCAUGAGUAGGUUGCUGACAAGACUCACGGAUAACUCUGCUAUUCAGACCAGGACGAAUAAUAAUAACAGCAACACGGCAUCUGCGGGAUCAGACGCUAUUCCUGCUCCACAAUCUUCGGCAACGUCGUACCUAGUGGCCAACCACCAACAAAAGCCCAUGGGUAAAACGUCUGAAUUCUCUCGCUUCGAGUUAAGCCAGAAAGUUAGAGAUAUUAUAACAACCGUGUCAGGAAUAGAGGCUAGUGAGAUCCAAGAUGAUUCAGAACUAGCCGACCUAGGGAUCGACUCGUUGGCAGGUACCGAGUUGGCUCGCGAGGUCGAGAGCGCAUUCAGUUGCAAAAUUAAUACGCUCGAGCUUCUUUUUGAAGCUACAAGUUUUCGCGAGUUCGUAGCAUGUAUUUCGAGAAUAGUACAUGGUUCGGACAACCACGUCGAUCUCGAAGCAUACGAUGGCGAAAGUAGUUCAGUCUCCCCUUCAAACGGCGGCGGUCUACUCUCAGACGAAUCCGGCGAUACUAGUGCGAUCUUAACUCCAACUGUAGAUGACUCAUCUUCCAAUGACGAGCGGAACAGCGAUGCAAUUAUCGAGUCAUCCAUAGCGAAAGCAAGGAGCCUGGGAGACGAUUACUCUUCAUCCAUAUUCCAGCUCGAUGUUUUGACUGCUUUUUCCCAAGUCAAGGCAUCCACUGACCGGCGCAUCCGGGAUAACAAAGUUGACAACACAGAUGCCACUAUCGUCGCUCGUUCAAGCCGACUUUGUGUGGCCCUCGUCGUCGAAGCAUUUGAGAAACUCGGCUGUACGCUCAGAACUGCGACUGCGGGCCAAAUACUGCCGUCGGUAAAGCAUACUCGCCAAACCACCCGACUGGUCGAUUGGCUCUACAACUUUCUCGAAAAAGACGCACGGUUAAUCGACCGAGAUGGCGCACGUAUCACACGUACCAGUAUUUCCGCCCCGCGCAAAACAAGCGAAGCCAUCUUUCAAGACCUUUUACAAAUCAAUGACCAAUGGAUCGUGGCACAUAAGCUGGCGUAUUACGCAGGGAAGAACUUGGCCGAUGUACUUAGUGGCCGGAAAAUCGGUAUUCAAGCCUUGUUCGGCUCGCCCGAGGGACGGGAUCUCGUGAGAGGCCUCUACUGCGAUCUUCCAUUUAAUCGCUUGUCCUACGAGCUGAUGCGGGACACUAUCCAACUCGUAGUAGAGACGCUCUCUCCGAACUUCCGCGGGCCCUUGCGCAUCCUUGAGAUGGGUGCCGGCACCGGAGGUACAACACACAUACUGGCUCCUUUCCUCGAUAGCCUUAACAUUCCUGUCGAAUAUACGGUGACUGACUUGGCGCCGUCGAUGGUAACACAAGCACGCCGUACGUUCGGGACGCGUUACCCCUUCAUGCGAUUCGCCGUACACGAUAUCGAACAACCACCUGCUAAGUUCCUACGCGGCACCCAGCACUUUGUAAUUGCCAGCAAUGCUGUACAUGCUACUGUUGAUCUGAAAGAGUCGGCCUCUAAUAUCCGCAUGGCGCUGCGCCCAGAUGGUACGCUUCUACUUACCGAGAUGACCGAGAGUUUGCCGUUUGUUGACUUGGUGUUUGGCCUACUCGAUGACUGGUGGCGCUUUGCGGAUGAUAGAGUACAUGCUAUCGUACCGGCUGAACAUUGGGAGACGCGACUGCGGGAUUCUGGGUUUGGGUACGUGGAUUGGACGGAUGGAAACUUGCCGGAGAAUCGCAUACAGAAAGUCAUAAUUGCUUUGGCAUCUGAAUUAGGCGCGAUAUCAGUACCUUCGGCGACGAUACCGCAGUUAACUGAAGCUCACAGCAACGAUCUUGUAGCAGCUCGAGGCCAGGAGGCUGAGAAGUACGUGACACAGUACUCGGCUGGCUUUACGGCAUUUAUGGAUAAACCGUGGGAUGACGCUAACGGCGUAGUGGAGGAUGAGAAAGAUAGCGGCGCGGUCGUCAUAAUUACAGGGGCUACUGGAAGCCUAGGUUCGCAUCUUGUCGCCCGCUUUGCCAAGGACCCCAACGUAAGCACAGUGGUCUGCAUUAAUCGGCGAUCUAAUUCGGGCAACUCGGCUUCGUCCCGCCAGCAAGAAGCAUUGGCGUCCCGCGGCAUAACCUUGUCUCUAGAAGCCUCUUCAAAGUUGCACGUUCUCGAAACAGAUACAACACAGCCACGAUUAGGCCUACCGUCGACCACAUAUGCAUGGCUGGUUGCAUGCGGUACACACAUCUUGCACAAUGCAUGGCCCAUGAGCGCGAAUAGACCGUUGCGUGCCUUUGAGCCGCAAUUCCAAGCUCUUCAACAAUUGCUCCGGCUUGCUGCUGACAUCUCCACCUAUGGUAGUAGGCAGCGGACGGCGGACGGCAAGAUCGUAUGUUUCCAACUUGUAUCAUCAAUCGGGGUGGUCGGCCUACAUUCGACUUGUUUGGUAUCCGAAGAACGCGUUCGCAUGGACUCCGUCUUGCCGGUCGGAUACUGUGAGGCCAAGUGGACAUGCGAGCGCCUACUGGACGAGACUCUACAUCGAUAUCCUAGCAAGUUUCGGGCCAUGACGAUCAGACCCGGUCAGAUCGCAGGAUCGACCACGACAGGUGUUUGGAACUCCGUCGAACACUUUGCUUUUCUAGUGCGAUCUGCGCAGACGCUUCGCGCAUUUCCGGCACUCAAAGGCAGAUUGCAAUGGGUGCCAGUAGACGGCGUGGCUGCAACCGUUGCUGACUUGGCGUUAAGCGAAAAGGCAAAUAGUCCCAUCUAUCAUAUCGACAACCCUGUAGGUCAGCCAUGGGAAGAGAUGGUGCCUGUUUUGGCGGAGGAACUCGGCAUUCCUGGGGAGAACAUCCUGCCGUUUACGGAAUGGAUUCGGAAAGUCAAACGGUCGCCAUUGGCGAUGGAAACGGAGAAUCCGGCGUUGAGAUUGGUAGACUUUCUGGAAAAGCAUCUUACGCGCAUGUCGUGCGGUGGUAUCGUCUUAGAUACGGCCAAGACCGUGAAGCAUUCGCCGACGCUUGCGGCUCAAGGACCGGUCGCUGCCGAUACAGCACGUCGAUACUUGCGGGCGUGGAAGACAGCAGGGUUUUUGACUUGCCCAUGA